Molecule: messenger RNA, 1218 nt
Organism: Talaromyces amestolkiae
Lineage: Eukaryota; Fungi; Ascomycota; Eurotiomycetes; Eurotiales; Trichocomaceae
Exons: 4
Coding region: 1-1218 (405 amino acids)
Cellular component (GO): cytosol; ribonuclease MRP complex
Molecular function (GO): oxidoreductase activity; rRNA primary transcript binding
Source: RefSeq, a predicted model, not a curated record
AUGUUGCCCCCGUUUCCGUCACUGACCAAGACUUGGCAUACUUCCACGUAUCCGGCUAUUUCACCACUGAAGCCUUCAUUGUUAGCUAGAGGCAAGACUAUACUCGUUACUGGUGGUGGAGGUGGGAUCGGAGCAGGUAUCGCUCGCGCAUUCGCAGUCGCCAGCUCAACGCAAAUCGCCAUUGUCGGUCGACGUCAAGAGGUCCUAGCCUCAACAGCAAAGGAACUCGAGAACUCAUUCAAAGGUCUCAAAGUCCUAACUUGUGUUGCCGAUGUCUCCAAAAAAGAUCAAGUUGAUGCAGCCUUCGACCUUGUCGCCAAGCAGUUUGGGCCUAUUGACGUAUUUGUGGACAAUGCCGGUUAUAUAUCAACUGAGCCAGUGACGAAACUGGGUAGCGACAGUUCCUGGGCAGUCUUCGAAACCAAUAUGAAAGGCAGUAUAUAUACAGCACAAGCUUAUGCUCGCACAGCACGCAAGGAUCAUGCAGUGAUCAUCGAUGUGUCCUCCAUCGCUGCAAUCAUGCCUCCAAUUCCAAAUGGAGCCUCCUACUCGGCAAGUAAACUCGCUGCAACGAAGAUUUGGGAAUAUUAUGCGGCAGAAAACCCUAACCAUCGUGUGGUGAGUAUACAACCUGGACAGAUUGAGACGGAUAUGGCCAGAAGUAUUGGUUUGAAAGGCGCAGAUCAUGUCGAUCUACCGGGUCACUUUGCAGUGUGGCUUGCAAGCCCUGAGGCCGCCUUUCUGCAUGGCAAAUUUGUCUGCGCAAACUGGGAUGUCGAGGAACUGAUAUCGCGCAAGGAAGAGUUCAUAGCCGCUUUCUCAACUGUGGUCGCCGAUGGGCAAUUUUCUACUCUUGGGACGGUUCUCCUAGCGGCGCUCGCACAGACAAAGAGGGUUAUCAUGCCGUUACCAUUGCUCCCACGACGAGAACCUUCUAUGAAACAGAAGAAAGCAAUUUUAUUGACAGCAAAGAUACCUGAGGACAUGGACAGCGAUUUCGGUGUGCCCAUUCGUCGGGCUGUUGAGCCCGUGAAAGAGAAAAAAGUAUUAUCUACGCCAUCCAUUAGCGAAAAGAAAUCCUCAAAGCACACUACUGACCCCGAAGAUGUUGAAAAACUGCUUCCUGCAAAGCAUACAACAACAAAAGUCAAAAAGUCUAAAUUCAAGAAAAAGAAGACCGGUAAUGCUAUCGAUGACAUUUUCGGUGCGCUGAAAUAA